Messenger RNA from Adineta steineri, 897 nucleotides. The record is from the annotation of a GenBank genome assembly. NCBI's taxonomy places the organism in Eukaryota, Metazoa, Rotifera, Eurotatoria, Adinetida, Adinetidae.
AUGACUGAUCAACGUUUUAAAUAUUAUACAGGUUAUGAAGUUGAUAAUGAACCUAGUGACGAUGAAGACGAUCUUCCUUGUAAUACUGCAAUAACUAAUGGUCAUGCUAGUUCAGAUAGUUCUGAUAAUGAAUUCGAUCGUCCAAUUCGUGACUAUAUCGAAAAGACUAUGUCAGAACAAUCAAAUAAAAAUAAAAAAUCAAUAUCAACGACAUCAAAUACAUUUGCAAAUGAAAUGGAAGAUGAAUUAGAUCAAAUUUAUCAUAACUUUAUUUCACGUGGAACAUUUGAAUUACCAAUAUCUACACAAAAACCACAAGAAAAAAAAGUAGCUUUAAAGGAACAAGAUGAAGAUGAUAGCGAUGAUGAACCAGAUCAACCAGAAUUAAGUAAAGAAGAUCAAGAUAAAGCUAAUGAUGAUCUUCUUUAUGAUCCUGAUGAAGAAGAAGAAGAUGAAAAAUGGAUGACAAAAGAACGUCUCAAAUCUCGAGGAGCACAUACUACAGAAAAAUUAGAUUCAUCAGCUUUAGGACCAACUGAUGCUGUGCUUAAUUGCCCAGGUUGUAUGAUAUUAGUUUGUCAUGAUUGUCAAAGACAUGAUACAAAUCGAAAUCAAUAUCGAGCAAUGUUUGUAUUUAAUUGUACAGUUGAUCAAAAUCGUGUGGCUUCUGUAUUUACAAGCAACAGUCAAAAAUCAGCGAAACAAAAGAAAAAAAAUAAUAAAAAUAAACGAUUUAAAACAGAUGAUCAGAAUUCUAUAGAUAAUGAAGAAACAGAACAUGAAAAUCAAGAUGAAAUAUUACGACCUUUAUUAUGUAGUGAAUGUGGAACAGAAUUAGGUGCUUAUGAACCAAAAGAAGAGUUGUAUCAUUUUGCUAAUGUACUUGCUAGCCAUUAA